GCGGCGGCGGAGGCGGAUGCGGCGGCGAAGGACGUGGUAGAGGAAUUGGAGUAGGAGUAGGAGGAGGUGGAGGAGGAGGAGGAGGAGGAGGAGGAGGAGGAGGAGGCAGUGCUUUCCGUGCAGGGCGCCCGUGAUGUGUGGCGUGUGCGGGCGUGUGUGUUCUAACAAGUACACGCUACGCACACACAUUGAAGAUCGGCACACGGGCACACCACAGCUAGUCACCUGCCCGCACUGUGGCAAGGAAUACUCCUCAAAGAACUCCCUCUUCUCCCACAUCUCCCGCUACCACAGGGACAGAGAGCCCGGCCACGUCCCCCUGCCCUCAGUACACCUCCUGGACAACCCUCAGGGGCCUAGCCAGGGGUACACGUCGCCGGCAGCCCCUGUGUCCAGGGUCCCGCCGCCGCCUUCUCUCUCAGAUCACAAGCUGUUUUGGAGUUCAUCGUUUUCUUCCGAGCCUUCCUCCUCGUCCUCGUCUGCUGGUGUCCCCUCGUGUCCUCUUCCUCGUCUUCCUCCGCCCUAGUGUGUGUGUGUGUGUGUGUGUGUGUGUGUGUUUAGAUGAUUAUAUAUUUUCUAGUGUU
This is a messenger RNA of Portunus trituberculatus (swimming crab), 584 nucleotides long. RefSeq names its product protein tramtrack, beta isoform-like. The record is from RefSeq and is a predicted model, not a curated record. The transcript has a single exon. The coding region runs from base 134 to 526 and encodes 130 amino acids. NCBI's taxonomy places the organism in Eukaryota, Metazoa, Arthropoda, Malacostraca, Decapoda, Portunidae.